AUGGACUCGCCCAGCACGAACUCCUCGAGCCAAAAGACAUCCACUGGAGCCUCGAGAACGAAAUUGCCGGCACUCUCGACGACGUCGUUGACACCUCCAGAGCCUGUGCAGUCGUCGAAUACGUCAUACACUGCCACUCAGUCGACGCCGAAUGCACUCGCGAUGAAAAUGGCGUCGCAAAUGCCGCCCGUGGCAAUGGCACCACCGCUGGGACAUGUGAAUCUCAUCCAGUCACGCCUUCCUGGAGGCAGCAACAUGCCGAUUGGUCCACACGACAUGUACCAAAGCGGACCGCCCGGCGGUGACCCGAACCACCCGAUCGUGACAGUCAUGGCCAUGGCCCCACCUGGCGUCUCGGGCGACGCUCAGGUCGACAAUGUGCGCUUUACGUGUCUGCAGCAAUGUCGGUGGAUGGCAGGCUGCUUGAUGGCGUAUUACGCGGUCACGUUUUUGUUCUUACAGCCAUUUGUGCUCGGCAUAUUGGGUCUAUUCACGGCGUUCAUCGGCUACAACGGCUCUCGGUCGCCUGUUGGCAUGCAUCGGUACAAGUGGCUUUGCUGGUACAUUCGAGCUACCUACGGCAUGUUGGUCCUCAACAUGUGGAUGCUCAUCGUGACUCUAGUCUUUUCGGGCGCCCUCUUUAGGCCUGACAGCGAAGUCACUUAUGGCAGCCUCAAUAGUGACGAUGACGACGUGGCGAGCUCGACGUCCCUCCACACCAAAAGCGCGAGUCUCGUAAUUGGAAUCGUCGUGGCGAUCAACACGGUUUUCCAUUUGCGCUGUUUGCGCAUGGCGAAACUCUUGGCCGCCGAGCUCUUGAGUGCAGGAGUUGACCGUGAGCCAGUUCCUAGCCUAGUGGUUGCACCGGCGAACCCCGCCUCGGUCGUGUAA
This is a messenger RNA of Peronospora matthiolae, 891 nucleotides long. The record is from the annotation of a GenBank genome assembly. Lineage: Eukaryota; Oomycota; Peronosporomycetes; Peronosporales; Peronosporaceae.